AUGAAUGGAUUAACAUAAAAAAAAAGAUUUCCUGUGUAAUCUAAAAAGCAGGAUAAUUUUUAGAAGAGCUUAUACAAUAUCUAUUUAAAACUAGUCAUUUAAUUGGAGAAAUUUAUAAUCUUUAGUAUGAAAAUUUAAUUAAAUGUAGUACCUUUUAAAAAACAGAAGAGAAAAUCAAAACAUUGGAAUGAUGAUAUAGAAUUUAAAUUUAGUGGAGGAGGAGAAUAUGAUAAAUAGGGAACUGGUCAAAAAAUGGGAAGAUGGGUUGAAUUAAGUGAACAUUAUUGUGAUAACUUUGAACUUACUUAUCAUGGUGAGUAUAAAAAUGGUAAAAAAUUUGGCAGAUGGGACAUUUGCUAUAAUAAUGGAAAUGGUGAUCAAAUAAUGUAACAAAUAUUUAACAAAAGGUGAAACUAAAAUUUUCAGUGGUGGGGGAUUAUAUAAUGAAGGAACUGACGAUCUCAAAAUUGGAAAGUGGAUUGAUUUAAGUGAUAGAUUUUGUAGGAAUUCUUAUGUAAUUUAUCAGGGUGAAUAUUUAAAUGGUUAAAGAGUUGGUAAAUGGGAUAUUUGGUUUAAAGAGGAUGGAGACAACAAAUAAAAUAUAAGGAUGUAAAUAAUUCUUUAUAUAUCUCUCAAAUUUCUUAGUGGUGGUGGAUCGUAUGAUGAAUAAGAGACAGGAAUGAAAACAGGCAGUGGAUUGAAAUUAGUGAUAGUUUUAAACAAGAUUCUAAAGUAACUUAAAAAGGGGAAUAUCAAAAUGGUAGGAAAUUUGGUAGAUGGGAUAUAUAUUACAAUAAGGGAAAUGGUGAUUAAAUUAUGUAAAAAGAGUAAUAUAAAGAGCCAACUUUCAAACUUGUUAGCGGUGGAGGGGAAUAUAAAGAAGGAGGUGAUAACAUUAAGAUUGGAUAGUGGAUUGAUAUAAGUGAUGGAUUUUGUAGGGAGUGUUAAGUAACAUAUAAAGGUGAAUAUAAAAUUGGUAAAAGAGUUGGUAAAUGGGAUAUUUUGUAUAAGGAUUUAGCCGGAAAUAAUGAAUCAAUGUAAACAAUAUUAUUGCUUAAUUUGAAUUUUUUAGUGGUGGCGGCUCAUAUGAUGAGAAAGGGGAUGGAAUGAAGAUAGGAAAGUGGAUAGAUUUGGAUGAUAGAUUCUGUGAUUCUAAAUAAAUUACUUAUAAAGGUCAAUAUAAAAAUGGAAAAAAAUAGGGUUUAUGGGUUGAAAUUGAUAUUUAAAAAAAUAAGUAGUGUAGUGAAAUGAAAUAUCAUAAUUAUUAUUAAUAUCAUAAUUGA
Molecule: messenger RNA, 1283 nt
Organism: Paramecium pentaurelia
Lineage: Eukaryota; Ciliophora; Oligohymenophorea; Peniculida; Parameciidae
Source: the annotation of a GenBank genome assembly